UUCGUUUGUAGGUAUUUAUAUCCAGUACGAAAAUGUGAUCUUUAGAUCGAAGACCAGACAGAAUAAAAUCAGUUUCGUUUUGUUGAAUUUAGGAGAUAUCACUGAAUUUUGAAUACACGGUUUGAAAUGGCAAAUUUCCCUCAUGACGUAAAGACGAAAAGUGGACUGACCGGUAUAUAUAACGAGAAAGUGACGAAUGUGGAACGUAUGAAAAGACCAAUGAACAGUAGCGGUGGUAGUGCAAAAAUCCCUUUUGUUCCUCAUCAGGGCGUAAGAGUAACCACGGACCAUGGAAAUCAAUACCUCGUUCAUAAAGGUGGUGGCUUCGGAAAGACUAGUCAGACGGUUGUAGUUGAUGCGAAACAUAUGUCCGAUCAAUGGAAAUCUAAGGGAUCACGUGAGGUCGGCGGUAACCACAAUGUUGGAAGUUAUGUUGAGACUGGCGGUCCAAAAUACAAUGUAUUUACUGAUAAUUGUAUACAGGGAGCCGGGAGGAUGUUUAAAAAGUGAUGAACAAUCACUGGUAUGACAUCAAUCACUAUUUAUUGACAAGAUUUAUACUGUAUAAAUGUAUGAAAAUCAAGGAUUAAAAUUUAGACUAAGCUUUUCUAAUAUAUUCAUAAUAAUACAACCAUAGCUUUUGGGUUUGUAGUUUUGACAAAAUAUAAGCACACAGACAAAACCAUUUAUACAUUAGCAAUGGAUUGAUAUUAAAUUAUAUCUGUAUUUUUUAAGUACAACAUAAGUUACCUAAACAAGAUGUCGAUUAUCAUAACCUUGAACAUUUAGUAGUGAUGUAUUUAUGAUAUUUUGACCUAUUAUAUCUGUUUGUUUUGCUCAGUCAAUAUAAUUGAUUUCUA
Messenger RNA from Mytilus californianus (California mussel), 860 nucleotides. RefSeq lists its product as uncharacterized. Lineage: Eukaryota; Metazoa; Mollusca; Bivalvia; Mytilida; Mytilidae. The coding region runs from base 127 to 510 and encodes 127 amino acids. The record is from RefSeq and is a predicted model, not a curated record. The transcript has 3 exons.